This is a messenger RNA of Cephus cinctus (wheat stem sawfly), 2611 nucleotides long. RefSeq lists its product as uncharacterized. The coding region runs from base 1515 to 2366 and encodes 283 amino acids. The record is from RefSeq and is a predicted model, not a curated record. The transcript has 6 exons. NCBI's taxonomy places the organism in Eukaryota, Metazoa, Arthropoda, Insecta, Hymenoptera, Cephidae.
GUAUUUUUAAUAAUUCUCUUCAUGGAUUUUUAAAUAUUAAUUUAUAACACAAUUUAAUGCUUUGUCCGAUAUAUAGAGGCUGAAUUAUUAACGGAAAGUCAAAUUAUAUUACAGAUUACUUGCAAUAGUAACAUCGGUACUGAUAUUGAUAGAAUGUAUUAAAGUGACCCUGACCUCUAUUCGGAUCAUCGUCAGACCCAGAAAUGAAAUGUGGGCCUCAUAAAUGGGCAUUCAAAUAAACCGCAAAUUAGUGGAUAUUGAAAUGGUACACAUUGCUAGGUUAGGUGCGCCAUAGUCGGAUCUCUAAAGAAUAACGGGAGUCAAUUGAUAGGUAUUAUAUACACAAGUGACACACAUGAUACGAAAGACAAAGAAUCAUCUCUAUUGAAAUCUUAUCAUUGAAAUUUCAGUUUCAUAAAUUUUACAGUAUUCAGAUAUAUAAAAAUGCUAAUUCCGUCUAAGUAUAUUAAUUAAAUGCUAACCAAGUAUAAUUGUAUUUGAAUUCACAUAAGGGACUCGGAUAAAAUUCAUAUAAAAACAAAAAUCUCUCCAAAGUUAAAAUAUAUAGAUAGUGACGAAAAUCACGGGAAUUUUCACUUAAGAAUUCUCAUGAAUACGCAAGUAUGACAAACUCUUAUAGGUUGGUACUGAUUGCAAAGGAUUCUCAAGUACUACAAUACUGAAAUUCAUGAUUACGGCUAUUGUUAAUGACAUGCAUUUGUAAUUUAGUGUCCUUUUUGAAUAGGAAUACAUAUGUCAACUUUUUGGGUCAUUCAUUCAUUCCUGGAAUUACAUAGUUACAAGUGACUGAGAUUAAGUAGCACGAAGUGAGCGAGUAGAUACAUAUUACAUCUGAAAUUAAUUGGGUCUGUUUCAACCCUUUAAAAUGAAUUCAAGUCUAUUCGUCAACAAUAAUAUAUAUUUUUGAGAAAUAUUUUUUUAUAGAAUAUGAAAAAUCGUUUACGUAAGGCAGUAAAGUUUAAGCAAGGAAUACAUAGUCUGUAAUAGCAAAAUUUGGAAACAGAUAAUAUAUUAAAAAUAUAUAGUGACUAACCACCAUCGAUGCUAUACUUCCACUUGGAACAAGAAAAUCCAUUCUGAACAUAGGUGUACUCUUUAUUUAUUGAAAAACAGAUCUUUCUUAUUUCCUUUGCGUUCAAAAUUUAUGAUUAUUUAACACUUUCCGAUGUAAACGUGUAAUAAAAGAUUCUAACACUACUUUUCAAAAUGGCACGUAAGUACUUCAUAAAGUCAAGACAGAGCCGUGAAGAAAAAAAGGAACUAAGUAAUUUUCUCUGUUAAUCAAGCAAGAAAUGUAGAAAGAAAGACAAUUUAGUCCGUUGAAUUUCCGUAAGAGGCGCAUGGUAGGAAAUAUUUGUCAAAGUCGUUACUGGCCGAGUAAAAAGCGAAAAGUAGCUCGAGCCUGUUUGUCAUAGGAAUUAAGGUCCUCCUUGGCUUCUAUAUAUUCGGGCUGUUUCACUUGGCAGUAAGUUACUUUGCUAUUUUUUCUCGUCAUGACUUCUUUGCGCGUUUUAAUACUUCUGGGAAUACUCGCAGUCGUUAUCGUCGCUGAGGAACCUGCGCCAUCUGCUAAGCAAGCUCUCGAAUACGACGAUGACUACGAUGACGAUUAUGAUAUUGUUGAUCUCACGUCGAAAAAAGGGCCUCAUCCUUUGAAGCAUAAACACAAAUAUCCAUUCUCUUUGCCGAGGAUGUCCGGUUUCAGUAUCGUGCAUCUACCCCAUCACGGCUUCUUUGGGGGCGGGCUAAAAAGCCUGGCAAUCUUCCUGGCGAUCAAGAUCAAGAUCAUACUGAUAGUCGUUGCUGUCAUUGGCAUUAUUGGAUUCACGCUGAAAGUCUUUGGCGGACUGAAGUACGCAGGCUACUUUAACAAAGACUGCCCUGUCAUUCACGAACCAGCCUAUGGAUUGGGAUAUUCGGCACCUCCACCAGAGGAACACAACGAGCAUUACGCUUCUUAUGAGAGUGAUUGGUCGCCAACAGAGAAUUAUGCAAGAAGCUUCAUUGACAAUUACAUCGAUACAAAUUUUGUUUAUCGCAUUCUGAAAAGUAUGGACAUGGCAGAGUUGAUGUUUAACGCAAUGGAAAUUGAGAGCGAUCAAUGCCGAAAACGUUUCGUUUGCGAGAUGGACAAAAAAACGGAGAAAAUUCCUGUCCUGAAAUAUGCAAUGCAAUUCUUCUCAUAUGGACUUGAGAAAUAUCGAGUGGAAGGCAAAGACAUAAAAUUUAACGAGUGUGCUAAACUUUACUCGGAAUGUGAAGAUGCCAACAAGGAAUCAACGACGCGUAGAAGAAGGAAGAGGAGAACAGUGGGAAGAGUUCGGAAGGUUAUUGGCUCAUCUUAAGUUUUCCAAAAGUUUUAGAUAGACUAAUAAAAUUACAAGGUUAAGAUUAAUUAAUAUGACAAAUACGAGAAAGCGAUGGAGUCUUGAAUAAUUCAUGAAAUUACUUGAACUGCUGCAAAAAAGGAGAAUGAGUCAUUCGGAAGUGUAAAUAGCUGCCUAAAAUUAAGAAAUACUAUUUAAUAUUUAUUAUUCUAUAAAUAAAUUAUUUCCACUUCUUUUUGAAAUUCAGUUUCUUUCUAAAUAAA